AUGAACCAAGAUCUCUUAGUGGCUGACCUCCUAUCUAGAGAGACACGGGAAUGGAAUGUCGCGAAGAUAAAUAGAACCCUACCGGAACUCGCAGAGCGCAUUCUCCAAAUAAGGCCGAGCCGUCUGGGGACACACGACACCUACAUAUGGAACCUCAAAUCGUCGGGGGAGUACACGACGAAAACAGGAUACAUGGCUCUGACACAAAACAUCGCUGAAGUCUCGUCUCCUGCAACAACAAACAGCAUCGACUGGAGAAAGUCAGUUUGGUCAAACAGAACAGCACCAAAAAUAAAGUUGUUCUUAUGGAAGAGCCUACAUGAGGCCCUACCCACGGGCUUCAAUCUCCAAAAAAGAGGAAUGAGAGAGCAUACCGCUUGUUGCAGAUGUGGAGCCAUUGAAACUACAGACCACCUCCUCUUUCAAUGUCGGUUCGCUCGGGAUUUGUGGAGCUUAGGUCCAUGGGAAAUUCCUUUCGAUUCUUCUAGUUGUGAUUUCCUUUCGGUGAAUCUUCUGGCCUCACUACAUUGGAGAAACCUUCCCCCGAUUGGUAUCUCGAUCAACAUCUUUCCCUGGAUCUGUUGGAUCAUCUGGGUUGAAAGGAACCGGCUACUCUUCGAGAGAAGGAUUUCGACGCCGGAGGAAGCGCUAGUCAAAGCCAUCAAAGCAGCACGUGAAUGGGAAGCAGCACAACUCACUCCACAAAAGGCUCUGAAGCUGAAUCUCAGAUCAACGCCGGAGAAAGAGCUACCACCAAACACAAUCACAUGUAAUACCGACGCGGCCUGGAUCGCAUCAUCAACUAAGGCGGGCUUGGGCUGGAUCUUCUUCGACUCGUCUGCUAUGGAGAUCAACAGAGGCUCAUCUAACCAACUUCACGUCUCGUCUGCAUGUAUGGCUGAGGCCUUAGCUGUUAGAGAAGCCCUUCUCCACGCGUCCUCCCUCGGUUUCACCAAAAUCUGGCUUAGAUCAGAUUCACAAGUGCUCAUGAGAGCAAUCAACCAGAAACGGGGACCUACAGAGCUCUUUGGAGUACUGUCGGAUAUCGUUUCUCUAUCUUCAUCCUUUCAAUUCUGUUGCUUCUCGUUUCUUCCUAGAGACCUUAAUGGGUUAGCGGACUCAAUUGCUAAAGCCCAGCUUUGUGCUUGA
Molecule: messenger RNA, 1149 nt
Organism: Brassica napus (rape)
Lineage: Eukaryota; Viridiplantae; Streptophyta; Magnoliopsida; Brassicales; Brassicaceae
Exons: 1
Coding region: 1-1149 (382 amino acids)
Molecular function (GO): RNA-DNA hybrid ribonuclease activity; nucleic acid binding
Source: RefSeq, a predicted model, not a curated record